CCCCUCCGCCUCAGCGGGCAAGUCCUGCCCCACCGCGGAGGGCGCAGACCACGCGGCCCGCCGGCAGGGGGCGUGCCGGGUCGGCCACGGCGGCGGGCGGCCGGAGCCGGAAGUGCGGGAACGUAGGGGAGCGCGGGGCGGGCCGCGGUGCGCGUGGGGCCGUGGCUCGGCCGGCUGGGCUCCCCGCUCCGGACCGCCGUCCGGAUCCGCCUCCCGGGCCCUCCCCGGAAGCCAGGGAGGGGGCGCGGGCCCAGAGGAAUUAAAGCUGGACUCCUGUUGACGACAAACGGACCUACAGUUCCUGGUGUGUGAUGAGAGAGUGGGAUUUGCUGUCCUGAAGUCACUAAGCUUGGACCCUGGUUCUUCUUCAUGAGAGACUAAAGAGAUGGAAGCCUUAAAGUCUGAGAAUAAAAAGAGGGUGCUGCCCACAUGGAUGACAGCCCAGGUGUCUGAAAAGAGGGCGGCGCAGGUGAAGACCCCCAAGAGACCAGCCACGGUGCCAGCGGCUGCAGCCAGAUUUCCUGCCGUGAGGACCGUGUACUGCAUGAAUGAAGCCGAAAUCGUCGACGUUGCCCUGGGGAUCCUCAUUGAGGAGGACCGAAAACAGGAAAAGCCGUUGGAGCCGCCACCUCUGGCAGGCGCUGAUAAGCCAGAGCGCUCCCCGGCCAGCCCAGCGCCACCAUCCCCAAGUCCCUCCUGGAGCCGAAGCGACGACAGUGAGGAAGAGGACUGUGGGGCUGACAGGCCUGCCCCAGGGCCCGCGGGCUCUGACGCGGCCUGCAGCAGAAGCCUCGAGGAAGACCAGGACGAGCUAAAAUACGUCAGGGAGAUCUUUUUCAGCUAAGGGACAAAGUUCCAGGACUUUCUGCUCAGAGUGGCUGAAGGAAGCUGGGUUUCCCCUCUCGGCCUGGGCGCUGCCUGUCAGACUGUGACAGCUUCUGCCCCCAGCGUCGAGCCUCCCUGGGCUGGGUGGGUUCACUGCGGGAGGUGAGCAAUCAAAAUGAGCUCCUCCCAGAAUUCCUGCUCUCUGCUCUCCUGCUCAGGGGCCUGGGAGCUCGACACUGUCUUACUCAGGUACCUGGUUCCAGGGAAAUGAGAUCAUGGGGGUCAAACUUACUGGAACUGGAGAGUCAACUUAAUAAUUUUCAAGGAAAAACAA
Cervus elaphus (red deer) is the source of this 1159-nucleotide messenger RNA. RefSeq names its product cell cycle regulator of NHEJ (gene CYREN). Gene Ontology annotation, cellular component: cytoplasm; nucleus. Lineage: Eukaryota; Metazoa; Chordata; Mammalia; Artiodactyla; Cervidae. The transcript is spliced from 4 exons. The coding region runs from base 386 to 844 and encodes 152 amino acids. Gene Ontology annotation, biological process: double-strand break repair via nonhomologous end joining; negative regulation of double-strand break repair via nonhomologous end joining. The record is from RefSeq and is a predicted model, not a curated record.